AUGGUGGUGGUGCUGCGUUUGUGGCUCAAACUUUCGAAACCCUAUUUAGGUUUAACAACGCAGAUUGGAAACCGCUGGUUCAGUUCGUGUCAAGCCUUGACCUUGUCUCACAUUCGUCGUUAUCACCUCAGAAAGAUCAUCACUUUGCUUGAGCGAGACGUAACCGGGGGACGCAAAUGGACACAACAGAAUCCAAUCCCAGGACAAUACAAAACACAGUUUCCUUUGAGUGUUUCUCAACAUGAUGCUAUUGAGUCAUUCGAUUCGUUAUGCAAUCAAAGGAAUACGAGAGAAGCUGUGGAGGUUUUAGAUUACUUGGAGAACAAGGGUUAUGCUAUGGAUUUGAACAGGCUUUUAAGGUUAGCGAAACUAUGUAGUGAAUCAGAAGCUUUGGAAGAAGCAAAGGUUGUUCAUGAGUAUGUAUUUGCUCUGGUUUCUUCUUCUGAUGUUAGCUCUCGUAAUGCGAUAAUCGAGAUGUAUUCUGGUUGCGGAUCUCUUGAUGAUGCGCGGAAGGUGUUUGAUGAAAUGCUUGUGAUGAGCUCGGAGACUUGGUAUGUUAUGAUGAGGUGUUUUGCUAACAAUGGAUCUGUUGAUGAUGCGUUGAAGUGUUUGAUGAAAUGUCUGAGAAGAAUAUAG
This is a messenger RNA of Arabis nemorensis, 636 nucleotides long. NCBI's taxonomy places the organism in Eukaryota, Viridiplantae, Streptophyta, Magnoliopsida, Brassicales, Brassicaceae. The record is from the annotation of a GenBank genome assembly.